AUGGGAUCAACUCCGGACUACAACCUGCCCCCGCAGGAGCUUACAUUUGACGGGUUCCUCUUCGACAUGGACGGUACUAUUAUUGACUCCACGGAAGCAGUAGUAAAGCACUGGGAAACAAUUGGGAACGAGAUAGGCGUUGCCCCCGAAGUUAUCCUCGAGACUUCUCAUGGACGACGAAGCAUCGACAUUCUCAAGAUUCUCGCACCUGAAAAGGCGAACUGGGAUUCGACCGCUGAUCACUUCCCAGAUGUACGUGACAUGGAAGGACGUCUUCCAAAGUACCACGGCCACGAGGCUGUCGAAAUACCUGGCGCCCGUUCCAUGCUAGAAGCACUUAUCGUUAGAUCUAGCCCAUGGGCGAUCGUCACAUCGGGCACCGUCCCUCUCGUCACCGGAUGGCUACGUGCUCGAGACCUGCCCACACCGCCGUCGGAUCACCUCGUCACGGCAGAAUCCGUUGAGAAUGGUAAACCUGACCCCGCCUGCUACCGCCUCGGCCGUGAGCGUCUCGGUCUGCAGGCGGAGGACGCCCAGGUCCUCGUCCUCGAGGACAGCCCAGCAGGGAUCCGCGCAGGAAAAGCAGCAGGCUGCAAAGUUCUCGGCCUGGUAACUAGCCAUACCGUCGAGCAGGUCAUUGCUGCAGAACCAGACUGGGUCGUUCGAGACCUCUCCUCAGUCAAGGUGCUUCGGAGCGAGGGCGGAAAGGUGACUAUCGAGAUUUCGAAUGCGCUCCGAAUCUAA
Messenger RNA from Fusarium redolens, 744 nucleotides. RefSeq names its product HAD-like domain-containing protein. NCBI's taxonomy places the organism in Eukaryota, Fungi, Ascomycota, Sordariomycetes, Hypocreales, Nectriaceae. The transcript has 3 exons. Gene Ontology annotation, molecular function: sugar-phosphatase activity; beta-phosphoglucomutase activity. The coding region runs from base 1 to 744 and encodes 247 amino acids. The record is from RefSeq and is a predicted model, not a curated record.